AUGGCUCAAAUUCUGACAGAACGACAAGCUGAAGAGCUACACAAGUCUAUCAUUGCCUACCUUGCGUCGCAGAGCUUAUCCAACAGCGCUGCUACCCUCAAAGCCGAGCUCGGACUCGACCAAGAUGCCUUUGACGCCGAAAAGUCCAGGAAGUAUGAGGGCCUGCUGGCAAAGAAGUGGACGAGUGUCAUGAGACUGCAGAAGAAGAUCCUAGACCUGGAGAACAAGAAUUUGGCUCUUCAAACCGAGCUCGAGAGCUGCACAUCAACUUCUCUCUCUCGCCGUAACCAGGACCCGGUCAAUUGGCUACCCAAGGCCCCGCCCCGUUAUGUUCUCGAGGGUCACCGCUCGCCUGUAGCCUGUGUCGCCUUCCACCCCGUCUUCAGUUCCCUUGCCUCCGGUUCCGAAGAUUAUACCAUAAAGAUAUGGGAUUGGGAGCUUGGCGAGCUCGAGCAUACGAUCAAGGGCCACACGAAGGCAGUGCUGGAUCUCGAUUUCGGUGGCUCUCGUGGCAACACGUUGCUGGCCUCGUGCAGCUCCGAUCUGACCAUCAAGUUGUGGGAUCCAGCCAACGGGUACAAAAACACCAGGACGCUGCCUGGUCACGACCACAUUGUGAGCUCGGUGCGCUUCAUACCGCCUGGCCCAUCUGGGACCGGGAAUUUGCUGGUCAGCGCUAGCAAGGAUAACACGCUCAAGAUAUGGGACGUUACGACGGGGUUUUGUGUCAAGACAAUUGAGGGCCAUACAGACUGGCCUCGGGCAGUGUGCCCCUCCACAGACGGGCGUUAUCUGCUCUCAACCGGGUCCGACAAGACCGCCAGGCUGUGGGACAUUUCUGCUCGUGAACCUGAAUGCAAGGUGGUGCUGGUUGGACAUGAAAACUUCAAUACAUGCUGCGCAUUCGCCCCUCCCGCUUCAUAUCCAUUCUUGGCCCGCUUAGCCGGAAUCGAGAAGGUGCCAGCAGCCAGCAACCCGGCUGCAUUCAUGGCCACAGGCUCCCGAGACAAGCAGAUUAGGCUUUGGGACGAACGUGGCAACUGCAUCAAGGUUCUGCCUGGACACGACAACUGGGUGCGAGGCCUUGUUUUCCAUCCAGGCGGCAAAUUCCUCAUAUCCGUGGCCGACGACAGGACACUCCGCUGCUGGGACUUGAGCCAGGACGCUAGAUGCGUGCAGGUGCUUAGUGGUGUGUUCGAGGGCUUCGUCACUUGCAUCCGGUGGGCGCCUGGCGUUGCGAAAGAUGGGCCCGCCAACGGUGUGGCACUGACUAAUGGCGAGGAAGUCACGCCAAAGAAGAAGGCCUCUGAUACGAAUGCUGCCGCCAACCUCCAUAUUCGCUGUGUUGUUGCCACGGGGAGUGUGGAUGGGAGCGAGGGGAAAGUCAGGAUAUUCGCCAAUUGA
Canariomyces notabilis is the source of this 1404-nucleotide messenger RNA. RefSeq names its product LIS-1 2. The transcript has 4 exons. Gene Ontology annotation, molecular function: protein binding. Lineage: Eukaryota; Fungi; Ascomycota; Sordariomycetes; Sordariales; Chaetomiaceae. The record is from RefSeq and is a predicted model, not a curated record. Bases 1 to 1404 code for a protein of 467 amino acids.